Molecule: messenger RNA, 2575 nt
Organism: Triplophysa rosa
Lineage: Eukaryota; Metazoa; Chordata; Actinopteri; Cypriniformes; Nemacheilidae
Gene: adra2da
Product: adrenergic, alpha-2D-, receptor a
Exons: 1
Coding region: 1245-2465 (406 amino acids)
Biological process (GO): adenylate cyclase-activating adrenergic receptor signaling pathway
Cellular component (GO): membrane
Molecular function (GO): adrenergic receptor activity
Source: RefSeq, a predicted model, not a curated record
CCAUCAAAUCAUCACUUAAUAAGAGUUUCUGAAGAGUUCAACAUAACAUUUAGCACAAAGAGUGUUAUUUUGACUCAAAUGGAAUAGCAGCAACCUUUACAACUCAAAUCUUUUUAUUUUUAGAAUCUAAAUCUUUUGAGUUAUCUAAAGCAUGUCAUACAUUUCGCAGCAUAAAAGAGCGUUAAACCAAACAGGUUUUGCUUUAAGACACCACGUGAAGACCCAGCAUUACCCUGAAGUGAGCAAGUGAAACAAAGUGCGAGAGAAUGUCAUUAUAAACAAUGAUGUACAAAACGUUCUCUCUCUCAUUCAUCAUCUUGCUUGAAUUCUGUUUAUGGUAUUUUACCAAACAAACACCAUGAAACCAGAAGCCACGAGUGAAAGAAAGAUGCCACGUCUCUUUCACACCCUGAAAUUGGUCGGACACAAAUGCACCCUGCAAUCAGUCGUCCUCCUCCAACUAACCCUGUGGGAUAAUGACAGCGCUGUCGUGAACAGAUCCACAUCUCUGCUUCACUGCUCGAACAUCUGAAAAUCUUUCGAAGCACAUUUCUCCCAGGAGGCCAGUGAGCAGGUAUUUUCUUACCGUUAGAGGGUUUGGAAGUCAGUGAAGCCGUUGAUUUAGCGGAGGAAUUUGAGGAAUUCUCAAAGACGGGGUGAUUGUAGGCAGAAAAUAUAUGAGAAAUGUUAACAUCAACAUCAACAUCACUACUCAAAUAAAAUCCAGGGCAAAACACAUUCUUUAAGUAAACUAUAGGUGAUGAAAGAGAUGAGCAUCACUUGACGUUUGGAAGUGAAAAGCAGAUGUACAUUUACAGCACUUUAUGUUUCUAAGUGUGUGUCUGUUUGGAGAGGGGCUGGACUACUGCAUGAGGUCACGUGAUUAGUUCGAGCUCAAGCGCACGUCACAUAAUUCAGUUCAGUGUGGAGCGCGUACGCGGAGAGCCGUGUGUGCUUAUAGAGCGCGUCAAACAAAACACCUUUUCCUUUUUUGGACGUGAGCUUAUAAAGAAUCAAAACUGUCGGAAUAAAAACGUCCUUGUGGCCACGAUGGACAGCUCUUAUCUUGCAAGCAUGAGUGCGCAUCACCAAAACACCUUGGCAGCUCAAGGGUUCCUUGCAUCCUCGUUGGAGCGCGUUGGUGAAACUACCUAAAGUAACGUGCGCCUUUCCUACCAGGACGAUGGUGAGUCGGUGUUAAUUCUUGAAACGUUAAGUUGGCUGUCAGGAGGCAUGGACCCAGCAUGGAUGUAACUCAGACCAAUGCGACGGAGCAACAUGCCAACAUCACCAGCAGCCCCAAACCGUGGCCACACACGCUGACGCCCGCCGCGUUCAUCAUACUCGUGGUGUCCGUAAUUAUUUUAGUCACCAUUGUUGGAAAUGUUCUGGUCAUCGUGGCGGUCCUGACCAGCCGUGCGCUCCGUGCGCCGCAGAACCUGUUCCUCGUGUCGCUCGCGUGCGCGGACAUCCUCGUGGCAACGCUGGUGAUCCCGUUUUCCCUCGCCAACGAGAUCAUGGGAUUCUGGUACUUUGGCAGCACCUGGUGCGCAUUUUACCUGGCUCUGGACGUCCUGUUCUGCACGUCGUCUAUCGUUCACCUGUGCGCCAUUAGUUUGGAUAGGUACUGGUCCGUCACCAAGGCGGUGAGUUACAACUUGAAAAGAACCCCAAAGCGCAUCAAAUCUAUGAUCGUGGUGGUGUGGGUGAUAUCGGCCGUCAUCUCCUUCCCGCCUCUUAUCAUGACCAAACACGACGAGACGGAAUGUUUGCUUAACGACGACACCUGGUACAUCCUCUCCUCGUGCCUGGUGUCGUUUUUCGCGCCUGGGUUCAUCAUGAUCAUAGUGUACUGUAAAAUCUACCGGGUCGCCAAACAGCGCUCGUCCACCGUAUUCGUAGCUAAAAACGGCUUGGAAAGACAGGCUUCCCAGUCCGAGACGUGCUUCGCACGAAAGGAUAAGUUCCAGAAGGAAAGCCCGAGCAGUGACAGCUCAGAAAGCAACCAGAGGCAGGAGGAGCUGGAUCAUAUUGAUUUAGAGGAGAGCGCGUGCGACAACAAACCCAAAAGCUCGCGCUUCUCUAAGCGCAGGAGAGUGGACGGCGCGCACUGCUGCCCUCAGCGGCCCUGUCGGGUCUCGUGGGUUUCCCAUCAGGAGCAGAGCAACAGACAGCUUACGAGGGUCUCGAAAACCAAAGUAGCUCAGAUGCGAGAGAAACGCUUCACGUUCGUCCUGGCUGUGGUGAUGGGGAUCUUUGUCCUCUGCUGGUUUCCUUUUUUCUUUACAUACAGUCUCCACGCCAUCUGCGGGGAGAGCUGCGUGGCACCCGAAGGGCUUUUUAAGCUCUUCUUUUGGAUUGGUUACUGUAACAGUUCAGUGAAUCCCAUCAUUUACACCAUCUUUAACAGAGACUUCAGAAAAGCUUUUAAGAAAAUCAUCUGCUUGACUGGGAAACGCACAUGAGAGAGAGUACGUCAAAUCUACAGUGCAGCCUCAACAAGUAUUUGGAGACUUUAAAUGCAUUUUGUAUCACACCAAGUUCUUUAUUUCCUUUUUAGAAGAAAAGUUACACU